Molecule: messenger RNA, 1696 nt
Organism: Paramuricea clavata
Lineage: Eukaryota; Metazoa; Cnidaria; Anthozoa; Malacalcyonacea; Plexauridae
Source: the annotation of a GenBank genome assembly
AUCAGCUGGCUAUAGUGAGUUUCAUGCAAAUUAACAUCGCUAUAUAAGUACUGUACUGUCGUGUAGCAGUUAAAAGCUAUAAAUAUUUUAAUAACAGACAGUCGAUAAUUGUUCGUCUUAUAAAUGAAAACAUUCAGAGAAAAAGUAGUGAAGAAAUAAAAUGAUGAAUGGAACAAACUCAACUGACACGCAUCUUCCAUCUUCAGGAUACUUCAUUGCGUUGAUUAUCUUUGCCUGUCUGUGCAUCAUCGUUGGAAUCAUCGGAAAUAUCGGAGUAAUUGCUUAUAACAUCUCCAUGAAUCACUCGAAAACUCCUACAACAUAUUUCGUGGUAAAUUUAGCAAUUUCUGAUAUCAUUGUUUGUCUUACAUUCUUUCCUCCGUGGUUAGUGGAAUUUAUCUCAAUACUGACAGAUAGAGAAAUUAUGAGCCAUCGAUUGUUUUGUAAAGUUGCAUUUACCAGUUCAUUUACAAGUUUCGCAUUGUCUGUCGCAAAUCUUAUGGCAAUAAAUAUAGAUAGAUGUAUAUUCAUCACUAAACCGCUAAAAUACUUCCAAAUAAUGACUUGGAAAAAAACAUAUGUUUGGUUAGUGGCAAUUUGGGUUUUAACAAUCGUGAAUGCAAAUCUUCUGUUUUUCUACACAGAAGAAAAAACAGGACGAAGACUAUCUUGCCGUAUUGCUGAUCCUACACGAACUAUCCUAUGCUUCUUCAAUAUUUACAUACCAAGUGCAGGGUUGUUGUUGUUAAAUUAUAAAAUCUACAAAGCAGCAAAAAAUCAGAGAAGGAAAAUUCGACAUGAAAGUUGUACAGCAUCUAAUAAUGAUGUAAAAUAUGAGUCUUCAGAUCAAGACGUAGGACUAAAUGCAACAUGGAAGGAAAAACUACGUCAACUUCAAACAAUUAAAACCUACUCAAUCGUCGUUGGUGUAUUCUACUGCUGUGUUUCUCCCGUAGCUAUUCUAGCAUUUAUAAGGCGAGAUAUUUGCAAAAGUUUUUGUAUUCCAAUUAGUAUGUCAGUGGCUGCUGCAAUGCUCAGUGGAGCAAAUUCUGUAAUGAAUCCUUUCGUAUACAGUUCAAGAAACAAAGAAUACAAGAUUGCUUAUCGUCAAUUUUGCGCAAGACUUUUUAAAGGCAACUGAAGUGUGGGACCGUCAGUUUUUCUCCAGAUCCAAGUUUUAUAUAUACAGUAUAUAUAGCUAUAGUAGUGAAUUCAUUCAGAACGAAUAAAAUUUCAAAACAAAUCAUGAUGCAAGAUAUGGAAUUAAUAUUACACAAGUAUAUAUACAUAAUUUAUAAAUUAUAAUCGACACUCUAGACUAGAGAGUGUAGAAUUAGAUGCCUUCAAACUUUAAAAUAUUUUAUGUACUUUGUUAAUUACAUUGCAAGUGAUUUUAUUUUCGAUUUACGCUCAACUAUAAAACCUCUGCGGCCGGUUGUAUAAAAAAGUGAUUAAAGUUAACUAUAGUUAGUGGAAAUGUCAUCCAAUAAGAACACAGGGAGCCCAUCCCGGGUCUUAUUGAAGUUAUGUAUUAGAAUUACGUAUGAAAUAUAUAGCUCAGUGUUGAAGCCUGCGACUUGCGGGCUGUGUGCGGGCUAAGCAUGUGUUGAAUGCUUAAUAAAGGAAAAAAUAAAGGGAUGAAACAUCGACGAGUGCCUGGAAGCAUGUGUUCCAUAGGUUGCUAUGACAUUGAGAA